This is a messenger RNA of Notodromas monacha, 3030 nucleotides long. The record is from the annotation of a GenBank genome assembly. Lineage: Eukaryota; Metazoa; Arthropoda; Ostracoda; Podocopida; Cyprididae.
UUUGUUGUUCUUUACUCUGCAGGGGUAUGGAAUGAGUGAAAUCGUUGGUAGUAGGUGAAGCCUGUUUUCCUCAUGUUGAAUAUCCGGAAUGAAGAGGAGGGAGAAGAACAGUUGAUCAACCCUGGGAUACAAAGGCUGAACGUGCCCGAGGAUCCCGUGUUCGAGUCGGAUGAAGUUGUGGGCCAGCUGAUGAAGCUGGAGCACAGCUUCCACAGGCCAACAGUGGUCAAAUGGGCAAACGAUGCAAUUGGCCAUUGGGACAGUGAGCGACGUGUGGUGGCCGUUCACCAAGCCAUCAGGUCCAGAUACCCCCACCUGGGCUUCUCCGAAAGACUCGAGCAUUAUAUUUUCCCCGAAGAAGCUCUGUUCCUCGCGGAGACCGCCAGACUGGUAGUUUGCGUGGACCGAGUACCGCUGACAGACUUCCGCCACUUGUACUCCCUGCUUCUUAAUGGCGGCAGCGCUUCGGUAUCACCGGGUGUCUAUGCAUUGUACGCCCGCCUGGCCCGUCGCGGAUGUCAUCUUCGUCGGCUCAGGAGACGCCGUGCUGCUGAUGACAAACCUGACCCAGCAAUGGCGGGACAAGUCUUGUCGUCCAGCAACGAGGACAAGGCCUUGUUGCACCAGCUCGGCUCAAGGUCGAGGAAGGAAGAGGAUCGCCGGAGGACAUUGCGAAAGACGGAGGAAGACUGUUUGAAGCACGCUUUGACUCGCAGACCGUGUCUGCCGUUUCCCUCGGUUUCCUGUCCCGCGUGGGAAGUUGGACGGGUGCAGAGGCUGUCGGAGGGCCAGGUCACGGCCAUGGUGGACUCGGAAACGUGGUGGAACCUGAGGAGAGUCACUGGCACGGAUUUGGGCAGGUUUCUGGGCUGCUUGGACCAGUUGCGCGAAAGCCCGAUUUGCAAUGACGAGUUGCUUGCUCAUCUCCGGAACCUGGUGACUAAGCCGGAUCGACGGACCUUGGCCCUCCUGUAUCCUGGUGCGUCUCUGGCCAGCGAGGAUUCCUUCUCCGUUGAGGAUUGGUAUGCUGCCGACCAUGAGGAUCACAUUCCGACAAGAACCUUUUUGCACGACCCAAAACGAGAAUUCACGUCAUUCGCCGCAGAAAAGUUGGACACUAUUACCCGAGUGCCCAAUGCAUUUGGUUCUCUUUGGACGGGAGGACCGCAGUAUUCCAUGUCCAAAGCCUGUCGACCGAAAAGCAGUCUCAUUUACGAAGUGAAUCCUUAUUCCAAGAAAUGUGGGCCAGGAAUUGCGUCUCGACUUUCGUCGCUGAUUAUCCCGAGGAAUUGCGAUAGGGAGAACGAGGCGACAUUGAAAGACGUGCUUCACUUGUCUGCCCGCCGUCACGUUGGUCUCGAAUCUGGUUUCAGUUGUUCGGAUCCCGUUUUGAUCGGUUCCGUGAUUGGAGAUGAUGCUGAAAUUCUGAGCAUUGUGACUGCUGAAGUGCCUUCCGCUGACGACGUGGAAAUUGUUUGACGAGGAAUUCAAACUCGACUCGACGAAUACCCUCGAUUGAAGGACGGAGGGAUGAGAAUUGCCGAUUUUUGAUAGCAUGUGUUGGGUUCUCAGGAUCAGUUUUCAUUUUGUCUCAAAAAUGCGCCGUUUUUUUUUGGAUUUUCCUGAAGGUGGUUUUGGACGAGAGUGUUCUUCAAACGUGACAGUAUGUCAUUAUGGCUGUCUAAAUUGUCCAAAAUUCUUGUGGCACCCAGUAGAUUUAGUCGAGUGGUUGCUCUGAACAGUUUUUCCUCGCGAUCGACGCAGGAUCUCGAGGAUAUCUAUCCCAAUAGUUCUUUGAAAUUUGAUGCACCUCAAAAGGUACUGCAUUCUUUACUUGUUGCGUGCUGAGUUUGAGUUUCGUAUUGAUUUGAUUAUGUUUUUGUGUUACAGCCCCCGGAAACCAAAGGAUUAAACUUCUCUGGGUUUAUUCCCAUCGAUUCCUUGCAAGUCACGUGCUCGAGAAGCAGCGGACCUGGUGGCCAACACGUCAACACAACCUCAUCGAAGGUGGAUGUGAGAUUCGAAGUGGCCAAAGCAUCGUGGUUAUCUGAAGAGCUGAAACAACGACUCGUGGAACAAAACCCGAACGCAUUGAACAAGGACGGGUUUUUCAUUGUCAAGUCGGACAAAACCCGGUCGCAACACCUGAAUCUGGCCGACUGCUUGGACAAGUUGAGGAAAACCAUUUGGGAGUCUGCCAAGGAGCCCGCGCCGCCGUCGGAGGAGAGCAUCGAGAGGCACCGGAGACUGUUGGAGAGAGCCGCACGACAGCGUUUGGCCGAGAAGCGCGUUCGUGCGGUCGUCAAGGCCAGUCGGCGACAGCCCUUGGGCCUGUAACAUUAUGGCGGCGGCGGCGGCAGUGGUGGCCAACAGCGCGUUGUUCCGCGAGGCCGUCGAGAAGUACAUGUCUGCGUGGCCAGCGCUGCAACUGGCCAUUCAGCACCAGACCAGCGGCGCUCACACCGUGUCCAAGGCCCGCUGGCUCGUGGGCGUCAUCCUGGGCUACUUUGCCGACAACGACGACCUGUGUCCGGGCGAAGUGAGCGACUUUAUCGGGGACAUCAUGGACGUGGAGUUUGACGUGUAUGUGGAGGAUGGGACGCUGGAGCAGCUGGGCCAGGACUUGAUACAGGCAUUCCGGCUCGUGGCUUCGAGUCAGGAGCAGCAGUUGCGUGCCCGGAUUGAUCACCUGCCGCCUGCGAACCUGGCCAACGUGAGCGUCGUGCUGGACUCGAGUCAGAGUGGUGGUGGUGCCAGUGCCAGUGGUGGCGAGUCGACGGCUCCUGAGGGCAUCACGAGUAGACUGGCAAACGUGGCCAUUGCCUCGUCUUCUUCAUCAUCGUCGUCGCAAAAUCAUGAGGGACCAACGCGUGAGUCGUCUGAACCCAUGGAUGCCGAGGACCAGGUUGAUGAUGGCUGGACGGUGGUCACCAAGGCCGGGAAGCGGAGAUGAAGUGGUGUUGUUGCCUUAGUUGAACUACCCUACUGUGUUUGAAGCCCGGGAUGAAAUGAAUAAUCCUUUCCCGUCAA